UAUGAAAAGUAAUUUCCAUUGAAAAUGAUGUUUUUAACUAAAAGAUGUCUAGCAUAGAAAUUAUAAUGUCAAUAUACUACAUAUCUGUUGCCAUCGGUUCACUUGUUAAAAAUUGGCCAGCACCUCCAUAAGAAGAGCAUUAUGUGCUCCAAAAUAUAUUUAACAUCAAAGUAAUAAAAAUAUUUGCCUUUAGCAUCCAAAGUUGAAUUUUUCCAGGAUAAUUUCUUCGCGCAUUUACUAUAAAAUCUUUCUAUGUUUCUCAUUUCAAUUCCUUUAAUUUUUCUUCAAUCUCAGCCUUCUGCAUGAACAUAUCCCUUCCAUUCAUAUCAAUGUGACAAAAAUUAUUUUUCAAGGAUGUUUUAAGUAGAAUCCCAUAUAAUGUAUGGUGUAGUUUCACAACACUCCGGGGCACGUUCCCGAGUUAGACCAAAAACUUUUACUCCCCAAGUAUCAACUGAGCAGCCCUCAUAUGAUUCGUCCAAGAAAACUCACCGCAAUUGUUUUCGAAGAUUCCUUUCCUUUCUCAGGGAUGCCUGGUACGGUAUCACAGAAUCAAACGACAGUGAAUUCGAUGAAAUGGAUGGAGCCCAAGCAAGAUUCAAGCCGGAAGCUAUUGAUACCCUAUGUCAGCUGACAAAAUUCAACAAAAGAGAACUUCAACUCAUGUAUCGAGGCUUCAAGCAGGAAUGUCCUUCUGGUAUGGUACGUGAAGAGACUUUCAAAGGAAUAUACGCCCAGUAUUUUCCAAAAGGUGCUGACACUAGCCAGUAUGCUCAUUACGUAUUCAACACUUUUGAUCAAGAUCACACUGGUGCAAUUACUUUUACGGAUUUUGUGAUCGGGUUAUCGGUACUGGCUCGUGGAUCUUUGCAAGAAAAACUGCGUUGGGUUUUCAGUCUGUACGAUAUUAAUGGUGAUGGUUACAUCACUAAAGAUGAGAUGAGUAGAAUUAUUGCUUCAAUUUAUGAUAUGAUGGGAAAAUCCAUUGAUCCACCAAUGGAAGAAUUCACAACUAGAGACCAUGUGGAACGAGUUUUUCAGAAACUGGAUCUGAACAAUGAUGGAGUCGUUACAAUGGAGGAAUUUAUGAAUUCUUGUACUCAGGAUGAACACAUCAAGAAAUCGAUGACAGUCUUCAAUACUGUGUUGUGACAAAUUGCAGGGGGCAGCGAGUGUCUAAAAGAUAAGGAUCCAGUCGAUGCCCUAGAUGAAGAUUCAGAUAUGUUCUGGUAAUUGAGCUGCCCCCAGUAUAUUUUUGAAAAUUUCACCAUCUGAUACACUUCAGAGGCAUCUCUGCCGUAUAAACUAUCUGAAACACUGAAGAAUUGAAGUGUGCCUUAGAUUUGUUAAUAACUUUUCUUUGCUUAUAUUGCUACGUGAAAUACUUCACAAUGGUGGCUCAUUCCCUUGCUCUUUGAGCUAUGGAUCGUGGGUGCGGUUGUUCAUAUGUCUGUGAUACAAUAGUACAUUUUAGGAGUACAUGACAGUGAACUAGAUUAUGUCAACAAUAGUUUUGACUUUUGAAACCAAUUUCCAAGUAGUUAGCCGAAAUGAUAUAAUAUUUUCUUAAAAAUGUAUUUUAUUCGCUUCCGGUAAUUUCUCCGACUUGCAUCUUAAAGAAUCGAAAAAACUAAUACUAAAUAUAGAUGAAAAAAAUAUGCUUAAUAAUUCGAACAAUUAGUAUUUAAAACGCCUGUUGUCCAUUAUCUGUUAUUUUUCUAUUAAAUCUGUUUGAAUUUAAUAUGUUUCUUAGUUUGGAGUAGUAAAUGCAUCGCGUACCGUAACUGCCACCCUUAUCAUACAUUUUUCAGAUUCCUGCUAAGAAUGAAAUUUUAAAAAAAAUUGCAACACUAUGGGUAGCAAAUUAAUAUUUAAGCAAGUUCGAAACAUGUUGAAUCAUUUGUAGAAGAAAGAGGGGUGAAAAACAUCAAAACAUGUUUGAUUGCCGUAUGAGACUCUGAGGUGUUUUUAAUAACUACUUUUUAACUCCUCUUUAUUUUGUCCGGCAACCAAACAUUAUUUGAUUUUCAUAAGUCCUGAUCUCCUCAGUAGUGAUUCAUUAGUUUUCGAAGAAGUUUUGGCUAUUUUUUCUUGCUUAUAUAUUAAUUUGUGACCUCUGACGUGCAUUCUGGGCAAGAUAUCUAAAAUAUUAAAGGUGGUCAUUAUGGAACACCCUGUAUAUAUUGUUCAUUAUUUUUUAUUGAAUAAAUGUAUAUCUUUUGUUAUGUAUACACAUUUUUUUAUGUACGAGUCAAGGAAGA
Parasteatoda tepidariorum (common house spider) is the source of this 2261-nucleotide messenger RNA. Its product is annotated as A-type potassium channel modulatory protein KCNIP1. NCBI's taxonomy places the organism in Eukaryota, Metazoa, Arthropoda, Arachnida, Araneae, Theridiidae. Gene Ontology annotation, molecular function: calcium ion binding. The record is from RefSeq and is a predicted model, not a curated record.